CUCACCUCUUUGCAAACUUUUUCACCUCGGAUUCUGACCCACGACAGCCGUAAGUAAAACGCUCUACUUGACCAGGAAAAGAAUAGAAAACAAAGGAAAACAAGAUAGAACUACAAUGACGGAUGUCGAGAGCAGACAGGCUUCACACUAACACUUAAACUGUAGCAUUUCAAGCGGUUUUCCUUCAUUUUUUUUUUCUCAAUUUAAGCAAGGUAGGUGCCAUGAUUCUGAAUGGAUUCACCUCUCCCUCCAGAAUUGUUUCUGUGAGUUCAAGGCUACCUAAGCCAAUGCCAUGUAGCUUUACUUUUGUGUGCUUUAAUCAUCUGCCUGUGACAGCUGCACUUCAAAGCAGCAGCAGAAGUUCUUCAGGGUCUUAUUGGGAUUUGAAAUCCUGGUCAGUUGUAGAUGUGUCUUUGUUGCACCUUUCUGCUGCAUCAACUCCAUUGUUGAGUGGGGAUCAAGGUGGUCUCUCACACACUUUACCCUCAUUACCAAGGCGUCGCAGAUCUAAUAUGGGCCCGCGAGCAUCAAAGGAUGUUCCAUACAGUUUUCGCUAUCCUCAAAUGACUAAGAAACCCAGAUGGUGGUGGAGGACUUUAGCAUGCCUUCCCUAUUUAAUGCCUCUUCACGAGACAUGGAUGUAUGCUGAGACAGCAUAUCAUCUACACCCCUUCUUGGAAGACCUUGAGUUUUUGACCUAUCCAUUCCUUGGAGCCAUUGGAAGUUUGCCGAGCUGGUCCCUGAUGGCAUAUUUUUUUGUUGCAUAUCUAGGGGUGGUGAGGAGAAAAGAAUGGCCUCACUUUUUUAGAUUUCAUGUGGUGAUGGGCAUGUUAUUGGAGAUUGCCCUGCAGGUGAUUGGGACUGUGAGCCGCUGGAUGCCACUUGCAGUCUACUGGGGCAAGAUUGGGAUGCACUUUUGGACAGCUGUGGCAUUUGCUUAUCUCUUUACUGUUCUGGAGUGCAUUCGAUGUGCACUUGCUGGAUAUCCAUCUAAGCACCGUCCACCUUCCAACCAUCCAAGUGGGCCUUUUCCCCUCCUUUCUUUAGUUAAUGAUGAUUUUGUGAAUGCCAUUUAGAUGUUAGUUACCAUUAGUGCUAUCUUGAUUACCCUUUCCGAUAAUGUUUAUCCUUUCUGAUAAAUGUUACUGUAAUUGAUGGUAAUGCUUUUGAUUUGUUUAAUCUUCAUGUCUGAACGUGUUCUUUUGUC
This is a messenger RNA of Theobroma umbraticum, 1207 nucleotides long. The record is from RefSeq and is a predicted model, not a curated record. Lineage: Eukaryota; Viridiplantae; Streptophyta; Magnoliopsida; Malvales; Malvaceae.